AUGGGCCAGCUAUCCCCAGGCACUCAUACAUUCAACGCCCCAAAUGGGUUGAUAUUCAGAUACACCAUUCGCGGAAACGCAACUGCUAACAAGGGUCAAAUGGUUCUUAUCCAAUGUCCAGGCUGGGGCAUAGGACCGCAAUACCUUCAAUCGGGUCUCACCCCGUUAGAAUAUGAGUACAAACUCCUCUUCUUUCAUCCACGUGGAUCCGCAGGGUCCUCCAGGCCCACAAACUCCUCUGAAAUGACGUCGUUCGACAUGGCUGCCGACCUAGAAUUGUUUCGGCAGUACUUAAACAUAGACCGCUACCCAAUGAUGCUGGGGCACUCACAUGGAGGGACGAUCGUGCUGGCGUAUGCCGAAAUGUUCCCGCGACAUAUUGCGAAAUUCGUGCUGAUCGAUCACCGGCUGCUUGGGCAUGAUGACUCGACAGCGCUUAUGCGGCAUCGAGAGGAGCGGGAGGGAGAUGUUCGAUUCGAGUUAGCGUAUCAUACACUGCGUACGGAUUUUCCAACUAGCGAUGAGGAACUGAAGGAAUAUCUGGAGACGAUAGGGGAUCAGGGCUAUUCGUUUUGGUGCCUGGAAAAGAUGCGGGAUUGUGAUCGGACUGCUGCGAUGGGUAAAAGGAUGAUUGAUGGGCUCAAGAAUGUCACAGCGCACACUUUGAUAAUCUUUGGAGCGCAGGAUUGCCAGUGUACGAUAGAAAACGCGGAGCAAACGAGGAGUCGUGGUGUAGAUCUCGCAACCAUCGUCAUUCUAAACCAGUAUGGGCAUUUUCCUUGGCUGGAGAAGCCGGACGAAACAUUUAUGGUUAUAACGGAAUUUUUCGGGGAUGGCCACUAA
Histoplasma capsulatum G186AR is the source of this 843-nucleotide messenger RNA. RefSeq lists its product as uncharacterized. NCBI's taxonomy places the organism in Eukaryota, Fungi, Ascomycota, Eurotiomycetes, Onygenales, Ajellomycetaceae. The transcript has 2 exons. The coding region runs from base 1 to 843 and encodes 280 amino acids. The record is from RefSeq and is a predicted model, not a curated record.